Messenger RNA from Exophiala oligosperma, 4906 nucleotides. RefSeq lists its product as hypothetical. The record is from RefSeq and is a predicted model, not a curated record. Bases 385 to 4374 code for a protein of 1329 amino acids. Lineage: Eukaryota; Fungi; Ascomycota; Eurotiomycetes; Chaetothyriales; Herpotrichiellaceae. Gene Ontology annotation, molecular function: phosphorelay sensor kinase activity. The transcript has 2 exons. Gene Ontology annotation, biological process: phosphorylation; phosphorelay signal transduction system.
GGACCCUCGACUGUCCGUCUCAACCUUGUUAUUUGAGAUUCAAUCACCCUUGACAGCCCGACAUUAUCCAAUGGCGCCCGGAUGAUUGUACCCGCUGGGAUAUUCCAGGCUUUGACACGGGCCCGUGGUCAUUCCCACAGACCCCCUCCGCAUCCUACUUCGUACCUUGGACAGCCUGGAACGACGCCUUGAAUUCUUACCCCAGUCCAGUCCAAAAGAUCCUUCGUUUAGGCCGAGCCGCUCUCUGUUCUGAGGUCGCACAAAGUCUUGUCUUCUCGUCGCCUGUAUUGUCCCUCACGCAAGUCCAAAUUUGCCUCGACGAUGCUUUGCAUGCGCCAGAUAGGGUUUUUACGAGAACCAACGGCGGCUGCAAGACUUCCGUGAAUGCUUGCCCGUCUAGACACCACCAAGCCGACCGAUAUGGCUCCCGACGGCUAUCGCGAAGGCGCGCGGGAGCGUGAGAUGCACAGAUAUUACCAACCGUGGCUAGACACCUUUAUGUCUACCAGAGACCUCCAUCCAGUCGCUCAGCUUCCCCCCGAGAAAACCUAUAGACCUCGAUCAUCUCGAGACAAGGCAUUGACAGCAUUUGCGCAGUUAGGAUGUCUUCGCCUACGUGCGAAAAGAGGGAUUGUGACGCUAUUGGAUGCUAAGAAACAGUACAUCAUCGCUGAAGCAACACAGUCAUUGUCGCUUCUGUCUGAUUCGCAACAUGCGACAGGUGAUGAACUGUGGUUUGGUAACUCCUUCAUCCAACGAGAUAGCGGCGUGUCGGGUGAUGCCAUGUUCCCAGAUACUUACACUGCGCAUGGACCCAAUGGGUAUACCUACAGCGCUCCCGCCUUGGUUAUAGGGGAUAUGACGAAGCACGAGAAGUACUGGACUCGUGGCUAUGCUGGUAAUGGAGUCUCUUUCUAUUGUGGAGUGCCCAUUACGACAAGGCAGGGCUAUGUGAUUGGGGUCUACACGGUUUCGGACGAUGAGCCCCGCGAUCGCCUUCAGGCUGAUGAGUUGAGGUUUAUGGUCGAUAUGGCCGUCAUCGUUGCCCAGCAUCUCGAGACUGUCAAAGGUGACCAAGCUAGAGUACGAGGAGAACGACUGAUCCAGGGGAUUGGAACAUUCAUCGUGGGACCUGCUAGCGAUGGCAACAAACAACCUGGUCCCAAUUUUGCUCCUCAACAGCCAUCUGCCUUCACUUCUUCCGAGACUAAGACUGGUCUAGAUGAUGUCAAGGAGCCAGUGCCAGACGAAUCUGAUAAGCCAAGUAAGUUCAAAGGCAUGGUUAUAGGUGACGCAAAUGAAGCUUCAGAAGAGCGCAAGCACCAGAUGGGACAGGCUGUGCAAUCAGAAGUUCAAAAUCAUUUCAUCGAUACCCCUGAGGCUCCAAAAAACUCAAUUCCAGCCGCACACAAUGGAGAGCAGAAGGUCGACAAGAACUCUCGUCAAAGGCGUCCCAGCGGACCCCCAAGGGCCAAAUCAGGAACUGGGAAGACUAUGACGGAUGCCCAAGAUGCGUUUGAUCGAGCGGCGUCAAUUCUUCGCGACUGUAUCAAGGCUGAUGGUGUUGUUUUCCUGGAUGCCAGCUCCGCGAACCUCAGCUCCGGCUCGGCUAUGAAUGAUUCUGAGCCCGGUGUUCAUACUAUGCAACACACCAGGAACAAAGGCAGACGCUUGAUCGAGCUGAAGGAGGGUAUCGAGCCACAAAUUCCCUUUGGGCCUGAGCCAAACGGGGUCAUCGGUCUCCACGACGACAGCGACUCCAACUCUUCUACGACGGCACGAAGCGCUAGCGACUCUUCCACCACGACGCCCAAGAAAGACUUCUGUGAUGUAUUGGGUGUAUCUGUCUCCAAGCCAACCAAGGCCCUGAACAUUACCUUACAAAGGAUAAGUCGAUUCGUUCGCCAUCAUCCGACAGGAAAAUGUUUCGUCUUCGAUAGCCAUGGCCGGCCUGCCUCAAGUGACGACAGUUCUGGUUCUGGCCUCCCCUCAGAUGAAAACAGCCUACAACCUGUGAACACUCCUUCUUCGACAGCAGUAAGGCAGGUCAGCACCACCAGAGCGCUGGCGAAGGUCUUGCCGGACGCACGAAACAUCGUCUUCCUUCCGCUUUGGGAUUACGCCAAGGACAGAUGGCAUGCAGCAGUCGUUCUUUGGUCGAAUGACCCACACACACUCACCAACAUUCAAGACGACAUGGCGUACCUCGUGGCAUUCAACAAUGCAGUCAUCAACGAGAUCAACCGCAUCAAUCUGGCUCUCUCUGACACUGCGAAAGCAACAUUUCUUGCAAACAUCUCGCAUGAACUACGGUCGCCGUUACAUGGUAUCCUUGGAAGCAUUGAAUUUCUUCACGACACGGCAAUGGACGACUUUCAGGCUGGUAUGGUGAUCUCGGUAGAAACCUGUGGCAAGACCUUGCUCGACACAGUGAAUCACGUUCUUGAUUAUGCCAAAAUAAACAAUCUUUCAGGUCGUACUUCACGAAAGACCGGCUCAACACGGAAUCAAGGGUAUCAACAAGCCACGAAUUCUGAUGACAGUCUGACGGUGGAUUUCGAUAUGGCAUUGAUUGUAGAAGAGGCAGUGGAAGCGGUCUAUGCUGGCCAAGUAUUUCGCACCGCCAAUGGUGACGCUCUCCAAGGCAAAGGCCCCACCCAGUCUGCUGCUGGACGGGCAAUGGAAAAGAGGCAAGAUGCCAGAUCCAACAUCAGUGAAGCGUCAGCAAUUGCCUCUAACAAGGUUCGCCUUACGCUCAACAUCGACGACCACACGAAUUGGAAUGUGAGAUCCCAACCAGGAGCAGUGCGACGUCUUGUUAUGAAUAUUCUAGGAAAUGCUUUGAAAUAUACCAGUGAAGGGAGCAUUGAUGUUUCGCUAGAGAUUGACCGCAGCCGCAAGAAGCGCCACUCACAUGUUCAUGCCCUUUUGAGAGUCACUGAUACAGGCAGGGGCAUGUCGGGUGAUUUCAUGAAGAAUCAUGCCUUUACUGCAUUCGCUCAGGAAGACUCGCUGGCAACUGGGACAGGCCUCGGUUUGAGCAUCGUUCGACAAAUCGUGGACGCUCUUGGGGGCAAGAUUGAUCUUGCAAGUGAGAAAGACAGAGGAACUGAGAUCAGCACCUGGCUGAGCCUUCCGCGAAGCCAAGCAGCCCCUCCGCAAGAUUUUGAGAAGAACAUCAUGACUGAGAUGCGCUCGCGAACGAAAGGUCUUGAUAUAUCACUCCUGUUGCCGCAGUUGGAAAAACAAAACAACGGUUCUCAAGUCCAGCCUCUGCGUGAAAUGCCUUCGGUCGAAAGCUCCAUGCGCAAUUUGUUGUCUCAGUGGUUCAGCAUGAAAGUCACGACGGAUGAUAGCAUGGAGGGGCGCUCGCCGCACUUCUUUCUCUACCCCGAGCCGCCUCCGAUCGACUUUCUCAUGCACAAUCACGGUAAGCCCAACGCCGAAAGAGAGAUACCAGUCAUCGUUUUGUGUACGAACGCAUUCGAGGCUGCCAGUCUAAGGACUCAUGGCCUGCAUCGACUCACCGACAUAGGACGAAUAAUUGAAAUCAUAUCUCAACCCUGCGGUCCACACAAGCUUGCCAAAGUCCUUCACCGAUGCAUGCAACGAAUGGACCUGCUCCAAGACCAGGGUCGUUCGAAAUCAUGGGAGCAUGUGUCAUUGUCUUUGAAUCGCAAAAAGGAUAAGAGCUCUCGCAUGUUUUCUCGUGAUGCGAAUCUGUCGCAGGGCGAGUCUGAUGAUGAACUGGACGGGGUUGAGGGCUUCUCGAAGAGUAGAGACAAUAGCAGAGUCUCUUUAUCGUCGCAGAAACCUGCUCAACAAGAGUUCGAGUCCUCCGAAUCUAUAGAUCCAGCUGUUGCUUCCGCCGAACACGUCCAAGGAAACGAUUUCGCCGACAAGUCAAAAUCUACGGGCGAGGAAAAGAACGCGAACUCAUCGCAAAUGGAUGGAAAGGCUGAAGGCCAGGUUUCCCCCAAAGCGAACGAUGUACCGGUAGAUCAAAGACCUCGAGUACUUGUGGUUGAUGACAACCAUAUCAAUCUACACCUUCUUAUAACGUUCGUUAGGAAGACGAACCAUCCCCACGAAUCAGCUACUGACGGACUCAAGGCCCUUGAGGCAUAUGAACGAAGUGUGCUCGAGGAGAAGAACGGCUUCAAAUAUAUCCUUAUGGAUAUUUCAAUGCCGGUCAUGAACGGCAUUGUUUCUACUCGAGAGAUCCGCCAGUUUGAAAAGGAGAACAACAUCAGGGAUCCAGUGGAGAUUAUCGCACUGACAGGCUUGGGGAGUGAAAGUGCGCAAAAUGAAGCUUACCAAGCUGGCUUUGAUCAUUUUUUGAGUAAGCCAAUUGUGAGUAGUCCAUCGCUCUGAUCCUGAAACCCCCCUCCCUCCCCCUGUCGAGUACCUUUAUCAGGCGAGAAACACAAUACUAACAUCUCUUGUUUUUAAGAAAUUCAAGGACCUGCAAAAACUCCUCCGGUAAGGAGAUAUGCAACAAGGGAAAGUUGUUUUUGUCUUGCAAUAGGAAAGCGAUGGAGUUUCAAGGCAUGAGGAUCACUUUACAGCGAGUCUGCGCGGCUUACUCUGGGUUUUGCUUUUUCCUACUCUACUCGACUCUUCUACCCGUCGCCAUGGCUACGAAUAGCUACCUACCUAGCCUAUCUCGGCGUUUUGAUGACUUGAAAUGAGAGGUGCAUCUGCGAAAUAUGGGUGGAUUUCUCGCUUUGGCUCCAUCUGGCCCGGCUCUGUCCCCAUGCGCCCCCGUCUCGGGUAGACACCGAGGAGAAGUGCAUGGAUCUUGGACAUGAUGAAUGAGGUUUUCAUUUUUAUGUACCUGACGUACACUUAAGUCAUACGUAUCUGCGCAAGUAUAAGUACCUAGGUAUAGCCGCUUAAUGCAUUG